AUGGCUGAUAAGACCGACUUCGAUUUUCGCCCGAACCAGAUCUCCAAAGAUUUGCAAGGAUCUGACAGUCCAAUUCCGCUUUCACCACAAUGGCUUCUGCCCAAGCCAGGGGAGACCAAGACUGGGAUGGAGAACCAUCUCAGUCCAUCAGCAGGUUAUGUCAAUUGUUCUGAUACCAUGAAAUCGCUGGGAACUGGUGAGGAGAUGUACGAUACCCAGAAGAAAAAGGAUGUCUUCAGGCCGUCCAUUCUCGAAAUGGGAUCUGGUCGCAGUGACCGCUGGCAUGAUGAAGAACGGGAUACCAAUUCAUCUGUCCGAAGGGGUCGUUGGAGGGAGGGAGAUAGAGAGCCUGGGGAGAACCGCAAGGUGGAUCGGUGGACAGACUCUUCUGGAAGACACUUGGGAGAGGUACGACGUGGUCCAACCGAGCGGUGGAUUGAUUCAAGUAACCGAGAAACCUCUAAUGACCAACGUCGGGAGAGCAAAUGGAACACACGUUGGGGGCCUGAUGAUAAGGAGACAGAUGGUUUGCGUGAGAAGUUGACAGACUCUAAUAAAGAUGCUGUCAUGCCACUUGAUAAAGGGAUGGCUCAUCUUAGUUAUCAUGGGAAGGAUGAGAUGGAAGGUGAUCAUGAUCGACCAUGGAGAUCCAACUCCUCUCACGGCCGAGGAAAGAUUGACCCUCCUCAUCGCCAAACUUUAACACCAAACAAACAGGUUCCUACGUUUGUCCAUGGUCGGGGGCGUGGGGAAAAUGCUCUUCCUACCUUUUCUUUUGGUCGGGGCAGGGCUAGUUUUGUAGGAAGCUCUAUAAACAGUAUUUCUACACACUUGCAGUCGUUGGGAUCUUUCUCCGAAAAGGGUGAAAGUGGUCAUGGAGGGCCUUCCCCUCUGAGAUACAACAGGACAAAAUUGCUCGAUGUGUACAGGAUAACUGACAUGAAAUCACGUGGGAAAGUAUUAGAUGGCAUUGUACAGAUUCCUUCUCUUACACAGGAAGAACCAUUAGAGCCGUUGGCAUUUUGUGCCCCUGCUCCUGAAGAAUUGGCUAUUUUGAAAGGAAUAGAUAAGGGCGAUAUUGUGAGUAGUGGUGCACCUCAGAUCACAAAAGAUGGAUCGGUUGGACGGAUUUCAACUGAUUUGGUGCAGUCGAGACAAAACAAACUUGACAGUAGAGAAGAUUUGCCGUUUGCUGGUGAGGAUUCAAAAGAUGAAGCCGUUGACGGUUCAAGACGUGGUUAUUUAAAUUAUUCUGAGGGCUUGUCAAUUGAUAAACGGAUGCAUUCGUAUGGGCCAAAUUCUAAAAUUGAAACUGUACAGGAUAAUCAGAAGUUUUCUGAUUUCAAACUAAAAGCUGAAGCUUCGACAGAAGAUGGUGCUUAUCAGAGGAAUGAUCCGGUGCCUAUCGAGAGGGAGGCAAGUAUGCUAAGAAAUUCCUCUUUUCAUGCUGGUGAUGCCUGGCAUUCCACACCAAUGGCAGAACAUGCCCCAUAUGAUUGGCGAGAUAUUCCUAAUGACGUCAGGUCAAGAACCUCGGACAUUAGCUGGUCACAGUCUCAGAAGGAUAUGAAUAAUGAGUGGGAAGGUAGUUUGUCAGAUCCAUCUUAUUCCAAAGAUGGACCUAAAGGGAAAAUAGGUAAUGAACGAAUUGUUAAAAGGCAACCAUCUGUAGUCCUGGAUAGGGAGCAAGAAACCAGGACACUUCCUCAACCUUCUCCAGAAGAUCUACUUCUUUAUUAUAGAGAUCCACAGGGUGAAGUUCAGGGGCCUUUUGCUGGAAUUGAUGUUAUUGGAUGGUUUGAAGCUGGAUACUUUGGCAUAGACUUGCAAGUACGUCUAGCAAACGCACCACAUGACUCACCAUUUUCAUUACUUGGUGAUGUUAUGCCCCACUUGCGCGCAAAAGCCCGACCACCACCUGGUUUUGGUGCGCCGAAACAGAAUGAAGUUACAGAUGCAUUAAGUCGGUUGAACCCCGGCAGCUUUGGUAAGCUUAACACUGGUUCAAGUGAGACUGAUAUGAUAAAGAAUGAACCAAGGUAUAAACAUAGCUCAACAAAGGAGGCCGAGAACAGGUUCUUGGAGUCUCUGAUGUCUGCUAAUAUGAGCAGUACACCUCUUGAGAAGUUUGCUCCAUCUGAAGGUGUGCAGGGAUAUUUUGGAAAUAACACUAGUGUUAGGCCUCCUUUGGGAGCCGAAAGUGGGGACAACCUACACCUUCUGGCCAAGAGGAUAACAUUUGAGAGGCAGAGUUCCUUCCCGAAUCCCUAUGCACAUUGGCCUGGAAGGGAUGCAACCUCUAUUGUUCCAAACUCAGAGAUUGUCCAUGACUCCCCAUUGCCACAUCCAAAAUUCUCCUUCUCAAUGUCAGACCAUCCUCUUCAGCAACCUCAUUCUCAGAACAUGGACUUGAUGUCAAUCGGUCCAGGCUUACCUGAGAGGCCUACUUCUGGUAUCAACAAUGGAGUUAGUGGUUGGUCAAAUUUCUCAGGCCAAGGUGGGCUGGACCCAAUUAAGGACAAGUUGGACACUCUUCAUGGCCAGAAUUUCCCUCCACAAGCUACAUAUGGGAUCCAACAACAGAGGCUGCAACCGCAGAAUCAACCCCCUUUAGCAAAUUUACUAGCUCAAGCUAUCGAUAAUUCUUCUAGCAUAUUAACCCCUGAAAAGCUACUUUCUUCUGGUCUUUCACAAGAUCCACAACUAUUAAGUUUGUUGCAACAGCAAUAUUCGCGGCAGUUACCUUCUCAGUCUCCAGUUCCAUCACAGCAGCUGUCAAUCUUGGAUAAGCUAUUGUUGCUUAAGCAACAGCAGAAACAGGAGGAGCAGCAGCAGUUAUUGCGGCAGCAGCAACAACUGCUUUCUCAGGUGCUGUCAGAGCAUCAAUCCCAGCAGCGCUUUAGUGAGGUAUCUUAUGGACAGUUACAACCUGCUGGUUUACCGACAGGAAAUGUAUCUCUUGACCAUCCUCGAUUUCAGCAGUCCCAUGAGUUGUUUCAGAUUGGUUCACAGAUGCAAGGUCCUAAUAUUCAGGAUGAAUAUGUUACAGUAAAAUUUCCACCAAGUGUUUCUGAGGAUGUUAGCCAUUGUGUUGGCUCUGAAACCCCUUCCAUACAUUUGCCUCAUCAAAUGUUUAGUAAUAAAAUCCGUCAAGAGGGUUGGGGUGACGCUCUGCUGGAGCAAAUUGAUGACACUAAGCAGAAGGGUUCACUGCUGGCAUCAGCUGCGAUGGACACCUCACCCCAGUCAAAAGUAGUGGACAAAUUGUCACAGGAGCAGACAUUACAGAAAAAUUUGACGACAAAUGAGCCUGUGAUGAUUACCAUCUCUGAAGCUUCUGUGCAAUUGUCGACUUCUGAUUACCUGCCAUAUGUGGGAACUGGUGAGAAUCAGGUUUUGAUGCCUGAACAGGUAAAUGAUUUUGUUGUCCCAUCAGCUGGAGCGGUGGACGAAUCCCUAGUUGAAAAAGAACAUUGCAUUGAUGAACCCUCGAUGGUCAAGGAAGUAAAAAAUGUUGAAUCGCGUGAGGUUAGAAAAGCUUCUGAAAAGAAGUCAAGAAAGCAGAAGGCUAAGGCACAAUCUGCUGAUCAGGCAAAGGAAGUAUCUAAAAUGAAACAGUCAAAGGAAUCUGCAACCGAAUGGACACAUCUUGUGGACAUAAAAUCGAAGGCACACAUGGUUCCAGGAGACAUACUGUAUGGAGCAGCUCAGCAAGAAACAAGAGAGCAAAAACAGGAUAUAGAUAGCUUUGAGAAUGUGGAUUCUCAAGAAGGGAAGGGCUCAUUGCCCGCUUACAUGCCUAGAGAUGAAGGUGAAAUUGUGGGGACUAAGGGUGAAUCAAAACAGGUUGGGUCUGUCUCACAGCUUAAUGUGCAACUGCAACGAGCUUGGAAGCCUGCUCCUGGUUUCAAGCCGAAGUCAUUGCUGGAAAUACAACAGGAAGAGCAGAGGAAGGCUGAGGCAGAAAUAACAGAUUCUGAGAUCUCCACAUCUCUUGGCCCCAUGGGGUUUUCUACUGCAUGGUCUGAUGUUGCUGCCAAUUCCAAUCAAAAAUCAUUUAGAGAAAUCCAGCAGGAUACUGGUACAAUCGAGUUAAACUUGGGUAAAUCUGAGAGUUCUCUGAAACAAAACGGCAAGAAGAGCCAAUUACAUGAUCUUUUGGCAGAAGAAGCUUUGGUGAAGUCUACUGAAAGAGAGGCAGAGAUUCCUGUGAGUGAUUCUACUUCACCUCACAUACCAGUUAUGAGCUCAGUGUCUGAUAGUGUUGAUGACGACUUUAUUGAGGCCAAAGAUACCAGAAAGAAUCGUAAAAAGUCUGCAAAAGCUAAGGUUGCGGGAUCUAAGGUCUCAGCGCCCAUAGCUUCAGCUGAUGUGUCGGUUGGAUCAAAUCCUAUUGAGAAAGUUAAAAGUUCACGGCAAAUACUGCAGGAGAAAGAAGUAUUGCCUGCAGUCCCCUCUGGUCCUUCUUUAGGAGAUUUUGUUGUUUGGAAGGGGGAGUCCUCAAACCUUUCCCCUGCUCCAGCGUGGUCUAAUGACUCUGGGAAGCUUCCGAAACCCACAUCGUUGCGAGACAUCUUAAAGGAACAGCAGAAAAGGGUUUCUCCAGGCCAGCAUCAAAUUCCAGUUCCAAGCCCUCAGAAAUCCCUGCCAACUCAGGCUUCCCGUGGAAGUGGUCCUUCGUGGUCUUUUUCUGGAUCAUCUCCGGCUAAGGCUGCAUCACCCAUCCAGAUUAAUUCCCAAGCUGCUUUUCAGUCAAAACAAAGAGUAGAUGACGAAUUAUUCUGGGGUCCAUUAGAUCAACCAAAGCAAGAGGCAAAACAGUAUGACCCUUCAUCUUUCUUAAAUUCUGUCUCUCUUGGUGUCUUGUUAUGCCUACUGCUUAUUGCUGUGAACUGCUACAAUCUUUUCUCUAUCGUUACUAGUGAUAAACCGUGCGAUGCACUGAACUUGUAUAAAAAAAGAGCUGGGGAAAAAAUUAAUUAGAUCACCUGUUUGUCAUCUAUCAUAAUUGACAGUACCUAAACAACAUAAUCACAUGAAAAUAUAUUAGAGGCCAAUGAAGUAUCAGACAUUACACUUAAAAUUUGUUUGCCACUGAAGUUUAGACCCCCAAAACAAAUAGCAGGAAUCCAGUAAAUUCUUCACCA
Molecule: messenger RNA, 5147 nt
Organism: Ilex paraguariensis (yerba mate)
Lineage: Eukaryota; Viridiplantae; Streptophyta; Magnoliopsida; Aquifoliales; Aquifoliaceae
Source: the annotation of a GenBank genome assembly